UUAAUUUACAAUCACGGUUAGCAAUUUAACUGAAGGUAGAAGCAAUGAGCUCCUGGAAAAUGAAAUGCAUAUUAACAAUAAUUAGAAUUAGGAUUGAACCAGAUCGAUUGAGAUUCGGGAAUCUCUCUGAUUGGUGGAUCUCACCGAGUCAUAAUACACACAGAUACCUUCAAUCUUUACAGUGGCUUAAGGAGUUUCCCAAAAUCAGCCAGCAAUCUCAAAAAGUCCAAGUGGUGAAUCAGACUUGCGGCACACGGAUAACCUGCUCUGGAGCAGGUUUUAUUCUGGGUUAGAGAUUGCAAACCAAAAUGGGACCAAUCAGCUGUGAGCAAAUUAAGUGACACAUAUCUGAUGCAAUAAAGCCACUGAUCCUGUAUAUCUUGCUGUAUAAUUAAACCCUGUAUAAUUAAAGUUUAGAGUGAAAUCUGACGCCACUUGUCAGUUCAAUGCCCAGAGUCUUAUCAUCGCUAACAAUUCGGAAAGAUCCCGGCUACCGUACCUCCGAAAUCCCAAGGAUAUCAAGCUGGUACACAUUUUUAAGCUCGAUCAACAAGUUUAGAAACACUGUUUAGUGUAAUAUUCAGAUAAGAUGAAGCAAUUAUCACAGUGAACCUCCACUGAACCUCCGCCACAAGCUGCAAACCACCUCCCAUUAGAGUCCUAUAAAUCCUCACCAUCACAGGACAAGUUUCAUGUAAGCACAAGACUGACGGCAGAUUCAAUAGCGAGGAGAUCACGAGUACAAGAAAAGAAAUGUACAAUCAAGAACCAACAAUCGGAAGAGUAAACUUCUCAUUCAGUGACCCAGAAGAGCAGGAUCCAUCAGAGAAGCCCAAAAUGGGUCAGCCUGUGCCGCCACCGUACCAGGAACAACCUAAUGCCGGAUACCCAGGGCCCUAUCCCAACCUUUCCGGAUAUCCCAGCCAGCCAUACGGAGCUCCAGGUGACCCUCAGGGCCCAUAUACCCAACAGCAGCCAUAUCCACCAAAUGCAGGUCACACUGGGGUCACCGUUCAGCCCACUGUGUUCAUGAUCUCCACACCAGCGUCCGUUCAUAUGCCGGAUUACUUGUGCUACUCCAUCUUUACCUUGCUGUGCUGCUGUUUCCCUCUGGGCAUCGCUGCUGUUAUCUACUCUGCCUCUGUAAGUAUUCGCUCUCAUUACAAAUAUAUAUACAUACAAACACACAGCAGUAUAUGCACCGAUCAGGCAUAACAUUAUGACCGCCUUCCUAAUAUUGUGUUGGCCCCUAUUGGUGUUGGAUCCGUCGAGGCAUGGACUCCUCUAGACCCCUGAAGCUGUGCUGUGGUAUCUGGACCAAGAUGUUAGCAGCAGAUCCUUUCCCACACAGCAAAGGAACCGUAUCCGCGAAUGGACCCGUAUUGGCGUCUACUUGCGCGCAGUGACAGAUCCGCAAUGAAGGCGGAUCGCGGACCCGCCGUGGCUCCUCGCUGCAUCCGCGAUUAAAACCUUACCUCCACACCGGGUCCGUUUGGGACCCGCAAAUUGAUACAACCGUUACAGUAAAGGCGCGUGCGCGUCCACGGAUCCGACAUGGGUCCACUCAGGAUCCGCUGAUUGACAGUAGAAUUUACGGCGCCGCCCGGAGGCAAAGCUGAUCCUCUGGGCGGUGCCAAAACGAAUGUGACAGUCACGUGGGUUUGGCGACUUGAAUGCGGAUCUGCCUAGGAGUCUCCUGCUGUGUGGGUUAAGUCCUGUAAGUUGUGAGGUGGAGCCUCCAUGGAUCGGACUUGUUUGUUCAGCACAU
Molecule: messenger RNA, 1768 nt
Organism: Megalobrama amblycephala (Wuchang bream)
Lineage: Eukaryota; Metazoa; Chordata; Actinopteri; Cypriniformes; Xenocyprididae
Product: cysteine-rich and transmembrane domain-containing protein 1-like
Exons: 1
Coding region: 754-1215 (153 amino acids)
Cellular component (GO): membrane
Source: RefSeq, a predicted model, not a curated record